Molecule: messenger RNA, 381 nt
Organism: Blastomyces gilchristii SLH14081
Lineage: Eukaryota; Fungi; Ascomycota; Eurotiomycetes; Onygenales; Ajellomycetaceae
Exons: 2
Coding region: 1-381 (126 amino acids)
Source: RefSeq, a predicted model, not a curated record
AUGUCAUUUCUCUUCAAAUAUUCUGCGGUCCUGCAGAUCAUCAAGGCGCGUGAGCACUGUCACAGAUUGAAGAGAGAGAAGAAGAAGGUGUUCAAGCAUGAGAAGACAGAUUAUAAGACAUGUUAUAAUGCCUUGAAGAGACUCUGUAAGAAAGACAUUGAGAAGACAGCCCUGCUCUCUGAGUAUGUCAAUCUGCUUAUCACUGGGGUGAAACCUGAGACAGCAGACCAGGAAAUGUGGAAUUUUGAGGUGCAGAUUGACCUGACUGAAGAGAAGCAGCAGAAACCCUUCUCUGAGAAGGCAGCAGAGAGAGAUUUUGAGAUGAUUAUUAUCUUAGAUAAGAAGAAGAAGAAAAGAAGAAGAAUGAAAAGUGAAUUGUGA